AUGACCUGGGUCGUUCCCAUGGGUGUUGGCAGUGUCUAUGGGUGGUCCCCAAUGCCAGCUGGCAUCAGUGAACAACUGACCAAUAAGAAGCUUGACGAUCAGCUGGAAAUCUACCGGGUUAUUAUCAAGGACAGCACCGUCCUGGCAAAGACCAAUGUCCAGACAAAGUCGAAGAAGUUGGAUGCUCUUAGGGACGCACUUGCUCGCCUUGCUGUAAAGGGUGACCCCGAGGCUUUGAAAACAACUGCCCUUGCAGAAGGGCUUCGAGAUUUGGCUGUAGAGGGUGAAGCUGAGACCAUGCUUGUUGUAAAGGACUGGGAGGAGCAGGUGGAAGCUGAAGAUGAUGAUUUAUGA
Molecule: messenger RNA, 354 nt
Organism: Pleurotus ostreatus (oyster mushroom)
Lineage: Eukaryota; Fungi; Basidiomycota; Agaricomycetes; Agaricales; Pleurotaceae
Exons: 2
Coding region: 1-354 (117 amino acids)
Source: RefSeq, a predicted model, not a curated record